Molecule: messenger RNA, 2074 nt
Organism: Cajanus cajan (pigeon pea)
Lineage: Eukaryota; Viridiplantae; Streptophyta; Magnoliopsida; Fabales; Fabaceae
Source: RefSeq, a predicted model, not a curated record
AUAUUCAGCAUUAGAAGAUUAAUGUGUCUUUAAAACAUAUUAUUCAAUUUAAAAUUCCAUGAUACUAUUGAUUUGUGAAACCUUUUUGCCACGUUUUUCUUGAUUCUCUUCUCACCUAAUUUUGCAAAUAAAAUCGAAACUUGGUUUUUUUAGCAGACAAGUAACGUUAACGCACACGCUUUCUCUGUCUAUCUCCACUUCCACAAAUUCCUAUAUCUUCCACGUGACGCGUAUCUCUCUGCAUCAACCUUAAGCUCCGGUCAUGGCGUCUGUUCCGUCGGGUCGUGGUAACGGUGGUUCCAAUGCCUUUGAUUUUGGCUCCGACGACGUCCUUUGUUCGUACGAGGAGGGCAAUAGCAAUCACGAUUCUUCUAGUGUCACGCACACCGAUCCCACCAAGGAUUUUUAUGAAUCCAGGAUGGCAAGAAAAUCAAUAGUUCCUGCUGCUUCCUAUAGAUCGCUUGAAGAUUCUUGGAGCCAGGAGGUGAUUGCAACUGUUGAGAAGAGUAUGAAAACACAUGCUGACAACCUUAUGCGGUCUCUUGAGGGAAUUAGUUCAAGGCUGUCACAGUUGGAAUUAUAUUGUUACAAUCUUGACAAAUCAAUUGGAGCAAUGCGAUCUGAUUUAGAUAGCGAUCAUGAGGAGGCAGAUUCAAAACUCAAAUCUCUUGAUAAACACCUUCAGGAAGUACACAGGUCUGUGCAAAUUUUGAGAGACAAGCAAGAGCUAGCUGAGACUCAGAAAGAAUUAGCCAAGCUUCAACUUAUUCGCAAAGAAUCAUCUUCCUCGAGCCAUCUGUGGCCCAAUGAGGAGAGAUCUUCGCCUUCUUCCAUGUAUCAAAAAAAAAUCGAUAAUGCAUCUGACACACAUAACCAGGAGUUAGCCCUUGCCUUACCUCAUCAAGUUGCCCCCCGACAACAGCCUGUGGCAGCGGCAUCCUCCUAUCAAGCACCAGCCCCAAAUGCGAGUCAAGCCACUCAACAACCUCAUUAUUACAUUAUGCCCACCUCUGUGUCCAAUCCACAAGCUGUAGCCCAGCUUCCUCAGAAUCAGUAUUUGCCUUCUGAUCCACAAUAUCGAAUUCCACAAUCAACAUCAUCAUCUCAGGUAACGCAAUCUGCACCCGUGCAACAAUUUUCUCAGUAUCAGCAGCUACACCACCAACACCAGCAAUUGCCUACACAAUUACCACAACAGGUGCAACCACUGUCAACGCAGUCUCAAAUGAGACCCCCCUUGACAAAUGCUUACACUCCAUAUCCUGCAAGCCAAGCUACAAAUCCUCUUCCCACAGAAACACUUGCAAACAGCAUGCCCAUGCAAAUACCCUAUUCAGGGAUUCCACCCCAAGGAUCUAGCCGUGGCGAUGCCAUGCCAUAUGGAUACAGCAUGGGAGGUAGAACAUUUCCACAGCAACCUCCGCCCCAGCAAAUGAAGGGCUCUUUUUCAGCACAGCCAGGUGAUGUGUAUGGAACUGGCGUGACCCGCACCAUGGCUCCUCCUGCUAGUUCCUACAUGGUGUAUGAUGGUGAGAGUGCCAGAGCACAUCAUCCACCCCAACCUUCUUAUUAUGCUCAAGCUGGAUAUCCUCCAACUAGUGCUUCCCUUCAGAACCCUGCACCACAUAAUCUUAUGAUCCAGAGCUCUAGCCAGUCUCAAUUUACUCGUAGCCAUCCCUACAAUGAAUUGGUCGAGAAAUUUGUGAGCAUGGGAUAUAGAGGCGACCAUGUAGUGAGCAUUAUCCAGAGGAUGGAGGAAACCAAGCAGCCUAUAGAUUUUAACACUCUACAUGACCGUUUGAACGUGCAUAAUUCAGUGGGUCACCAGAGGGGAUGGUCAGGGUAAACAACUUGUACUGCAUAUACCAUUUUGAACAAUGGUGUGCACCAAAUUCGGUUUGAACAAUGUUAUCCAUCAUGUCCAGAACCGGGAUGCUACGUUCAAACCCUCAAAUCAUUGCGUGUUUUAGUAUGCAUGUAACAAUGUAAUAAUAAACUUUUAUGUAAUGUGCGCGGUAUUAUCGUGUAUAGCUACUAUAGUAUAUUAUACAAGAUUUAGUGUUGAUUUAGUGAA